This is a messenger RNA of Saccharomyces cerevisiae S288C, 1917 nucleotides long. RefSeq names its product serine/threonine protein kinase ARK1 (gene ARK1). Gene Ontology annotation, biological process: actin cytoskeleton organization; regulation of clathrin-dependent endocytosis. The coding region runs from base 1 to 1917 and encodes 638 amino acids. Gene Ontology annotation, molecular function: ATP binding; protein kinase activity; protein serine/threonine kinase activity. NCBI's taxonomy places the organism in Eukaryota, Fungi, Ascomycota, Saccharomycetes, Saccharomycetales, Saccharomycetaceae. Gene Ontology annotation, cellular component: actin cortical patch. The transcript has a single exon. The record is from RefSeq and is marked reviewed.
AUGAAUCAACCUCAAAUUGGCACUUACAAUGUAGGUACACAGUUAACAGUUGGGUCACAUCAGGUUGAGAUCAUUAAAUAUCUAACAAGCGGUGGGUUCGCUCAAGUAUAUUCCGCGUUAAUCAACCCACCUGACCCACAUUCUAAUUCAAGCGUUGCAUGCUUAAAAAGAGUCAUUGUUCCAGACAAACCUAGUCUAAACACUUUAAGAGCUGAAGUAGAUGCUAUGAGGUUGCUGAAAAACAAUAGGUAUGUUGUAUCUUACAUUGAUUCUCAUGCAGCUAAGGCAAUGUUACAUAAUGGUUCGUAUGAAGUAUUCGUCUUAAUGGAAUAUUGUGAAAGAGGUGGUCUCAUUGAUUUUAUGAACACAAGGCUACAAAACAGGCUUCAUGAAUUUGAAAUUUUGCAAAUAAUGAGCCAAGUUACUCAAGGAGUUGCCGCUAUGCAUGCUUUGCAACCUCCGUUAAUUCACCGUGAUAUAAAGAUAGAAAAUGUUCUUAUCUCAGCCAAUAAUGAGUACAAGCUUUGUGACUUUGGUUCUGUAUGCGGUAUUAUAAGGCCUCCUAGGAAUUCACAAGAGCUAUCAUAUGUUCAGCAAGACAUUUUGAAAAACACAACUGCACAGUACCGGUCGCCAGAGAUGAUUGAUACAUUUCGCGGUCUGCCGAUAGAUGAAAAGUCGGAUAUAUGGGCGCUGGGUAUUUUUCUAUAUAAGCUUUGCUAUUACACAACACCGUUUGAAAAGGGCGGUGAUCUUGCCAUAUUAAGCGGAAAGUUUGAAUUUCCAUUGUAUCCGAACUACAGUGAACAGUUGAAAGGCUUAAUACGUGAUAUAUUGGUUCAAGAUCCGCGCCAUAGGCCUAACGUUUAUCAACUACUGAAGAGGAUAUCAAUUAUGCAAAAUGUUCCGUGUCCAAUAAAUGACAUACAAGUGGUUCAGGCGCCCAGUAGCCAUUUGAAUUUGACCGAACUUCAUCAGCUUUCGGCAACACAAAAUAUUCUAAGCUUGAACUCUCCCACAACCAUGGAAAAUACGAUGCCGAACGCUACAUUUCAAAUCAGCAUGGCUGAUAAUACUACAACAGCACAAAUGCAUCCUAAUAGAAAACCAUCACAAAUAGCAUAUGACGCUAGCUUCAGUAAUUCCGCCAAAGGUUCUCAACCACUUUUUGACAAAUCACAGAAUAUGUACCACGCAUUGGAUCCUCCACUUGUUGAACCGCUAGCGAGUAGUGUUUCAAAUAAUGACAACGAACUCAAGGCAAAUUCCGCAACCAAGUUAAAGCAGGCAAUUGUCUCUGAAGCACAUACUUUUAGGCAGAAUAAUUCAAUAGACUUUCCACUACAAAACAUAAUACCCCAGUACGAAGAUUCUUCUUCCUCUUCAGAUGAAUCUUAUUCUGGAGACGUAGAUGAAUUAAAGAAAACUCGAUCUCUAGGUUCUUAUUCCACACGCGGUAACAUAAAAAAAAACCAAUCCGUAAAGGAAUCUCUUACUUCAUCAAGCCUACCAGGCACUAGCUUCACCCCAACGUCUACAAAGGUAAAUUUGAAACACGAAAAUUCACCUUUUAAGUCGACAUUCGUUAAUACGAUUGAUAAUUCCAAAGACGAUCUUAACAAACCAUCUUAUGAAGAUUUGGACGUAUCUAAGCAGAAUUUGAAGAACUCCAUUCAACAGCGUAUGAUCGAUAAACUCAACUCUUCUGAGGAGUCAUUCAACGCUAGGAAAAUGUCCAAGGUCAAGCUGCAUGAGAAAGGGGAGAUAGAUAAGCCAACAAUGCUGAAAUCAAGUGGCCCGAUUUCAAAAGACAAAAAAACAAAACCUACCCCACCACCUAAGCCUUCACAUUUAAAGCCUAAACCUCCUCCAAAACCACUGCUCCUCGCGGGACGAAAGUUAUCCUUGGAUAAGUGA